AUGAGCGACGCGCCCUGUAGAGUCGCGCGGAAACGGAACCUGGACCACCUCGCGCAGAGCCCUGACAGCGUUAAUACCGACAGCUCGAGCCCGUGCAGCAGCGCCUCGAGCCCUGAUCGUAACUGGAGCGGCCUCGAGCGCGGUGUCCCUGUCUCGCGCGUCUCGCUGCCCCCUGCGGAUCCGGUGCGUCAGGCGAAGCGACUGCCCGUGCGCAUUCUCCAAAUGCUGAGCGCGCGCGCGGCUCACAUGCUGCACGCGGACUAUCUGCAGCCGCUCAGCUCCGCGCCACUCCCUAUCGAGCUGGAUGCUAAGAAGAGUCCGCUAGCUCUUCUGGCACAGACCUGCUCCCAGAUUGGAAAACCGGAUCCUCCAGCCUCCUCCAAGCUCAGCUCGAUCUCGUCCAGCAGCCUGGGGGACAAAGAUGGCCGGUCAUCUAGUACAGGUCUUAAAUCUGGAGAGCAGCAGCAGGGCCCGGAGGACAAGUCCAGCUUCAAGCCCUAUUCCAAGAGCAGCUCGGAGUGCAGAAAGGAUGGAUCGUCCGACAAAGCUGGGUUCAGGACUUCUGCUGGGAGUACACCCAACACGACGUGUCCGUCCUUGCCUCCUCACGCUGUGUCUCCGAGGACGGGCUCACCUUCCCAGCAUGCGGGUCAAACGCACACGCACCGGCAUACACAGUCGCCGUCCAUGCAGAAACCCAUCAACGUCGACGCCAAGUCUGGAGGUUCAGACUCUGGCUCAGACAGCAGCACUGGCAGUCUGAAAAAAGGCUCCGAUAACGGCAGAUCUUCCCUGGAUAACGCCCAGUUGGCCAACACUAGUCAAGCUCGUGCUAGCGUUAAUUCCAGCAGCGGCAGUGAAUCAAGUAGCCCACGGCCAGAGAGCAAGUCCAAUCCACAGUCAUCUCUAUCCAAUUCCAGCCAUAUUGCCCCAAUUUCACCCUUCAAACCAGGCCACUCUGUGUUCCCCUUGCCUGCGUCCAGUCUUGGCUACCAUGGCUCUAUAGUUGGUGCUUAUGCCGGCUACCCAUCCCAAUUUGGUCUGGACCCUGCCAAGGCUGGACUUGUUGGAGCCACAGGGAUGGCGAAGCACCCAAGCUCAAGUCCGCUGACUGGCACCUCCCCUCCGUCCUUUAUGCAAGGCUUGUGUCGGGAUCCGUACUGCAUGACGUACCCAAACGCUCCUCACAACUGCACCAGUUGCAUUCAUGACCCAUCAUCAUCUCUAAAGUCUGGAUUCCCGCUCAUGUACCAUUCCCCGCACCUUCACGCCCUCCAUCCUGGGUCCUCCGGAGCUUCUGGAUCCCUCUCCCACCCCCUCUAUACCUACGGCUUCAUGCUUCCUAGUGACUCUCUUCCUCAUGCCUGCAACUGGGUGUCUGUUAGCGGACCGUGCGACAAACGCUUUUCCACCUCCGAGGAACUUUUGGUGCAUUUGCGCACUCAUACCUCUUUCCCUGGUGUAGACAGCAAGCUCCUCUCCGCAUACCCCUCCACAGUCUCAUCAUCAGCCGCUUCCUGCCAUUUGCACCUGCCCACGCCGGGUAGUCCCGGCUCCCUUCCGAGCUCCUUCUCCAUGCGAGGCUCACCGGGACUUGGCCUGGCGCGGUACCAUCCUUACAGCAAAGCUCACAUACCUGCAGCACCUUCACUCCCUAUGCACUCUCUACCAGCCACAGUGCCCUAUUACUCGCCCUACGCCCUCUACAGUCAGAGACUGGGAUCAGCAUCGGCACUGGGUUACCCGUGAUAAUAGAUAAGGAGGCGAUUUAGCGAACCAGGAAAGGUCAGGACAAGGUCGAAGCCCAUCCUCCGAAAAGCUUAGAGCCAAAAAAUGAGCUGAAAUUGGUGGUAAACUCUCGGUUGGCGACACUGUCGAGUCCUCGGACCUUGAAAGAUUCCAAUGAAUGAUGGAACUCAUGACUUUUAAUAUUAUUUGAUCAAAGUUUUAUUUCAAUUUAUUAAAAAAAAAGGUAUAUUUAUUUUUCUUUUGAGCGCUUGGCUUUCUACUUGGGAAACAUUUACCAUUCGAAUGCAUCCAUCUUCUCUUUGGUACAAAACUAUUUUUAAUAUUCUCACUAAACAUUUUAUAACGAUACAGCUUUGCUAAAGAUAACCAGACGUUAGGCGUGUUUGACCUUCAGUUCUCUUUCUCUUCCCGUUUCUCUGUCACUUUCUGUUACGUAUCAGGUCUUUUGCUUUGUGCCUCUUGUCUGAGCGCUCCAGCAAGCAUGACUUGACCGACAGCUGGUUUGUUCUCGAAGAAUUUGCCAUUUUUUUUUGUACUUGUACAGUUCGACAGACUAAAAAACAACAGACAGAUGUGAUAUAUUUUCUAUGGUGAUUGAUUCUGCAAGCUGGGAGAGUUUUAAGGGCUGAGGGAAACGGCAAAUGAAUACACUAAGAGUAAAAAUGUACAAAUGACGACGCUAUGCGUUCAACAGAAUGUCUUAUUUUGUGAAAUAAAUAUUACUUGAUUACA
Trichomycterus rosablanca is the source of this 2481-nucleotide messenger RNA. RefSeq names its product zinc finger protein 703 (gene znf703). Lineage: Eukaryota; Metazoa; Chordata; Actinopteri; Siluriformes; Trichomycteridae. The coding region runs from base 1 to 1749 and encodes 582 amino acids. Gene Ontology annotation, cellular component: nucleus. The transcript is spliced from 2 exons. The record is from RefSeq and is a predicted model, not a curated record. Gene Ontology annotation, biological process: negative regulation of DNA-templated transcription.